UUGAUCUUUUGUUUCUGGUCGGUGGAUUUGAAUAACAUUUAAAAUGGCGAGUGAGAAUCACCGACCAGAAAAAAGAGGUGAGAACUUCUUUACCCAGUAGGUACAAUAUUGUAGUCUUUGAACUUAUAUAUCGACUAUAGUGCCUAUUGCCUAAUGUAAAAUAAAAUAAAACCAUAAUAAUGACGCGUGGAAGAUGCGUUGUGCCUGGGUGCAGUAAUUUGGGACAUCAUAUAAUACCUACAGUGAAUAGUCGAAAAUCUCUUUGGAUGAAAGCUAUGAAAUUAGAAGGUCAGAUUUUGAAGUUCAAAAGGCCUUCAGUGUGUAAAUUACAUUUCAAAGAAACUGACUACAUGGAUUCAGAUUAUAUAGGUCUGGGUAAUUAAUAGCUUCUUUAUUUACUAGUAGGUACUAGGUACUAAUUAAAAUGAGAAACAGGAAUUUAAAAAGACAUGCAGUACCUUCAAUUUUUCCAUGGAAUGAUGAGCCACCAACCAAGGAAACAUUUAUCUCUCAAGAGGAAAUAAACUCAGACUCAAAAUCUGAAAUGAAAAAUGUGGAAUCCAGAGCCCCCUUACUUACAGAUAAUGACAAUACUACAGAAAAACUAUCAUCUGAAAUACAACCAUCAUCAUCACUUGAAAAGGAAAAAGAUAUUCCUCGUAACUCUUCUGGAGUUAAUAAAUCACAUAUAACACAAAACAUGCCUUUUAGAUAUGAAUUGACUCCGGGAACAUCCGACCCUCCUUGUGAAGAACUCUCGGAUGCCCGUUUUCAAAAACCACCAAGUGAAAAACAGCAGAGUUCCAGACCAAACAACAGUUUUGCAGAAAUCGAAAUUGAUAUUGGUAAUGCCAUUGAAACUACUGAAAGUGUUAAAGUCAAACAAGAAAAAGAUAUUGGAAAUGUUAAUGAAGCCACUGUAAGUGUUGAGGUAAAACAAGAAAAAGAUAAUGAAAAUGUUACUGAAAGUGUUACAGUCAAACAAAAUCCUUUUACUAUUACAGAGCCUUGUGCAAGUUGUGGCCACCUACCCUAUUAUAGUGUACACAGUUAUAAAAACGAGCCUAAUGGACUUAGUUAUUAUACAGGCUUUGAAACUUUUGAUAAAUUGAUAUCAGUAUUUAACAGUUUGGGGGAUGGUGUCAACAAUCUAGAUUAUGUUUAUGGACCACCUCCAGAUCACCUAGAUACAUUGGAACAAUUCUGCAUGGUAUUGUUAUGGCUCAGCAAGCACAGAGAGUUCCAAGACGUUGCUCUGACGUAUAGAACAUCGACAAAACAAGUCGCAAACAUUCUUAUUGCAUGGAUCCGCUUUAUGGCUUUACAAUGGCGAGCCAUCAAAUUGAAGAUCGAUAGAAAGGCUGUUUCAUAUUACAUGUCAUUAGAUUAUAAUGAUAAAUAUCCCUAUAAUAGGGUUAUAAUAGAUGCGAAUGAGUGUCUAGAUAAGCCCCCCCGCCUACUAUCAGCAUACGAAAACAAGAACACCAUAAAACUUCUGAUUGGUAUGGCACCAAAUGGUCUUAUAACUUACCUUUCACCUUGCUCUGGUGAUUCGGAUUCGGACAGGCAGCUUGAUGAAAGAAGUUCAUCGAAUGAUGAAAUGAUGGACAAAGAAUUGAACGUACAGGAUAUUUUUUUGUCGCACGGGAUUAAAGUCGGGCCUAUUCCGUCUAAGAAAUAUAACAAAGUUAUCCCCGAUAUUCUUACAAAGGCUAGUAAGAUUGCCAACAAAAAGGUACACAUUGAAGGAAUACUUGAAAUGUUGAAGUCAUACAAAAUCUUAACACAGCCAAUGACCCCAAUCGAAAAGGGAGUGUCCAAUGAAAUUGCUUUUGUUGUGGCCAUGUUGGUCAAUUUCAGAUCAAAUUUUAUAAAAUAGCCGUAUUUAUUCUUCGUGGAUUUAAAAUGAUCGUUUUAAAAUAACAUAAUAUUGUUAUACUCUAUAGUAGGUAGGACGCGACACGUCGAGAUGGCAAUCGGGGUAUGAGGCGGGCCGCGAGGGGACGUCUCGCACACCCGAUCGUCACUCGUGCUAUCCCGCACCGGGUUAACGCGGUGUCCCCGCCUCGAUGGCCAUCUCGACCUGUCGCGUACUAUUCAUAGUCCGAUGUUUGUUAGCCUGUAAGUACUUAGUUGUAAAAACCUAGUUUUUAAGUAGACUAGCCACUUAUACCGAUGUGUUAUGUGUAGGUGCCCAAUAUGAUGAUUGUGUAAUCAUAAACUUGUAACUUAAGUU
Messenger RNA from Maniola jurtina (meadow brown), 2236 nucleotides. RefSeq lists its product as uncharacterized. The coding region runs from base 425 to 1879 and encodes 484 amino acids. The record is from RefSeq and is a predicted model, not a curated record. NCBI's taxonomy places the organism in Eukaryota, Metazoa, Arthropoda, Insecta, Lepidoptera, Nymphalidae. The transcript has 3 exons.